UGCAGCACAAAAUUUUUAUUUGAUUGAUCAUUCUUUCCAAAUUAUAUAGCAGCGAUAGCUGUACAGCAAAAUAAUGGCUACAAUUAUGCCUCCAGAAAGUCUUUGCUUCUCUUAUUGGGCAGGGCUAGUUGUGUUAACUGCCUUAACAUUCCUGGUUUACCAGAUUAUGAAUCCCCUGCAGUACUCUCAACAAGAACCAAAGGCUGAUAUUCCUCCAGGCAGUCGAGGAUUACCAUUGAUCGGAGAGACCUUACACUUCAUGGCUGCCAUCAACAGCGGUAAAGGGUUUUACGAGUUUGUAAGACUACGCCGUCUCCGAUAUGGCAAAUGCUUCAGGACCAACAUAUUUGGGGGGACGCAUGUCUUUGUUUCAAGCACCAAUUCAGCCAAGGCAAUUCUAAACAACGACUUGGGAAACUUCGGGAAGAGAUACAUAAAGUCUAUUGCGGAGCUCGUAGGAAAUCAAAGCUUGCUUUGUGCUUCGCAUCAGCACCACAAACGACUUCGUGGCCAACUGGGCAGCUUGUUCUCUACAAAUUCUCUAUCGGUGUUCAUCGAACAGUUUGAUCAACUCAUUAUCGCAGCUCUAAAAGGCUGGGAACAUAAAGGCACUGUCGUUAUACAAGAUGAAGCAUUCAAGAUAACUGGAAAAGCAAUGUGUAAGAUGUUGUUAAGCUUGGAAAGUGAACACGAGCUAGAGGUGGUGCGGACAGAGGUAGCUCAUGUUUGUGAAGCUAUGCUAGCAUUUCCUUUGAGGUUGCCUGGUACUAAAUUUUACAAGGGCCUUCAGGGGAGGAAGAAAAUCAUGAGCAUAAUUGAUAAAGCAAUGAGAGAAAGGAGGAGAGGAGGGUUAGAAGCUAAUGUAGAUGAUCUUCUACAACAAAUAUUGAGAAAUGGAGCAGCUGGCCAUGGGCUAACAGAUGAAGAGGUCAUAGACAAUAUAUUAACCAUGGUAAUUGCAGGUCAAGAUACCACAGCCAGUGCAAUGACCUGGAUGGUAAAAUUCUUGGGUGAAAAUCCAGAUGUGCUUCACACUCUUAUGAAAGAACAACUUGACUUGGGGAGAAAUACUUCGUCAAAGUCACUUCUAACACUGGAAAGUAUUAACGAGAUGCCGUAUGCUUCUAAGGUAGUGAAGGAAUCCCUAAGGCUGGCCUCGAUCGUGCCUUGGUUCCCAAGACUAGCUCUUGAGGAUUGCGAGAUGGAAGGUUUUAGGAUCAAGAAAGGUUGGAACGUAAAUGUUGAUGCUAAAUCGAUACACCUUGAUCCGACUGUGUACAUCGAUCCAGACACGUUCAAUCCCUCGCGGUUUGAUGAUGAAUAUCCAAAAGGAGGAUAUGGCAGGAUCUUAGCUUUUGGGAUGGGAGGGAGGACAUGUUUGGGGAUGAACAUGGCUAAGGCGAUGAUGCUCGUUUUUCUUCACCGUCUCCUCACUACUUACAGGUGGAAGGUGAUCGACCAAGAUUCGAGCAUUCAAAAAUGGGGUCUCUUCUCAAAGUUAAGAAGUGGAUGUCCGGUGACUGUAACUAGUAUCAAAGAAGAUAUAUACUAAUGCAUGUAAUCUAAUAUAUUGUGUUCGAAGUUGUUUUGGGGAAGAUAUUAAGCAUCAUUUCAAUUUAUGGUUCGUAUUAAGGUUGAAUCAUCGACCAGAAACUCGUCCUCUUCUCAUUUGGGGUUUGGGGUACUGAAUGAAAAUACCCCUCCAACAAGGAGCAAAAGACAAGGACACCAAAUUUGACCCUAGAAUAUUUUAUCCGUCUGUCAUCUAUUCCCAUAAUUAGUUUUUGAUAUAAACUUUGGGAUCAUUCAACUAGAGGACAGCACA
Molecule: messenger RNA, 1825 nt
Organism: Argentina anserina (silverweed cinquefoil)
Lineage: Eukaryota; Viridiplantae; Streptophyta; Magnoliopsida; Rosales; Rosaceae
Product: cytochrome P450 85A1
Exons: 9
Coding region: 74-1552 (492 amino acids)
Biological process (GO): brassinosteroid homeostasis; brassinosteroid biosynthetic process; sterol metabolic process
Molecular function (GO): monooxygenase activity; oxidoreductase activity, acting on paired donors, with incorporation or reduction of molecular oxygen; iron ion binding
Source: RefSeq, a predicted model, not a curated record